AUGACUAAACAAAUAAACCCGUAGCUUUGUUGCUAUAACCGGUAACAGUGCUGUAAGUGGGUGUUUUCUAACGUGCCAGCUGUCAGCUGUUGAUUUAGUUUAGUUGUAAAUAACGUUGUUUUCGUUUUGGCAUUCUUGAAAGUUAUCUAUGAUGAUCAUUUGUGUUGACCUGUUGAAGGAUAAAGUUCAACUGUUGAAAGAUUAAACCACCGCAUCAUUCAAAGAUCACUGGAAGGUUCAGAGUCCAACCCAGCGUACAAGUCAGAUAUACCCUGUGUUUGGUAAUUAAGUUUUACUCGAGUGUAAAAUAUCUCAAUAUAAACCCAGUCUAGCCUCAGACCGACACCCUCACUUUAGUGCACUGCCUCAAACACGGGUAUGUGGUGACGGGUAUGUGGGCGAUUGUGGCUAAUGCUAUGAGACAAGCUACACGUGGUAUUACUACACGUGGUGUUCGCCAUGAACCCCAAGUACCUGACCGUAAUGAUAGUGGGAGUAUCCAAUCUGAUGGAAUGUCCGAGGCAUCUGCUAGAUCACUACCAUAUUCAAGGAUGAGCAACGGGAGUAAGAGUAUAUCGGCUGUUUCAUUGCGAGAUCUGGUUUUUUCUUAUGAUCAUGCAGGAGGAUCACCUCCAGAAAACAGUGGGGAAGCUCCUAAGAUAAAUUCCAGAAAAGUUCACGUGAAAAAUUCCGAGAAAGUUCUAUCGGAAGAGAACGGGAGAGGUCCACCAAAAAAUGGACGCAUGGUUUUUGUGAUGGAAGACCAAGAUAAAAACAAUCCCUGCGACUCGUCAAAAGAUGAUUUCAUCUCACACGAUAAGGUUAAAUCACGUGAUAAUGUACAUACCCUUUCUGUGGAGACUCCUAAACUUCAAGGGGCUACAGAGAAGAAGUUGAGCAAAAGGGAGGAAGCUAAGGGAAAGGAGAAAACCGAUAAAUUCCACACCGCAAAAUCAUCUCACGGCAGAGACAGAUCUGGGUCAGAUAAGAGAAGAGAUAAGCGGAGAUACCGUGAUAAAGACAGGUCAGACGAGUCGGGUAAGCCCGUGAAGAACACAGAAGAAGGACAUCUCAUCUUCAAGAAAUGUGAUAUGCUGCAUGAGAGAUACCAGAUCAAGCGGGAGCUGGGGGAAGGGACGUUUGGGAAAGUUGUUUUGUGCAAAGAUAAGGAUAAAUCAGACUCCCGAGUGGCGGUAAAAGUAAUCAGAAACGUUGAGAAGUACCGUGAUGCUGCACAGAUAGAAAUAGACAUCCUGGAGAAGAUACGAAAAGCAGGAGGCUGCGAGGGAUCAGUCGAGAUGUUUGCCUCGUUCAACCACCACGGCCACGUUUGCAUUGUUUUUGAGGUGCUGGGUGUGAGUAUAUUCGACUUUCUAAAGGACAACGGUUUCACUCCCUUUCCCUUGGGGCAUAUACAGAGGAUGGCAGACGACGUUCUCACAGCCCUCUCGUUCCUUCAUGGAAUGAAGUACACGCACACUGACCUCAAGCCUGAAAACAUUUUGUUUGUCGAGAGUGAAUACGAGAGUGUUUAUGAUAAACACGCUGGUUUAACGGUCAGACGCGUGAUAAACCCUCGAGUUAAGCUUAUAGAUUUUGGCAGCGCGACCCACGAAGGGGAACAUCACAGUAGAAUAGUCAGCACGCGUCAUUACCGGGCUCCAGAGGUGAUAGCUGAAAUUGGCUGGAGUUACCCUUGUGACUUGUGGAGUGUAGGGUGUAUACUGUUUGAACUUUACACAGGGCACACAAUGUUUCAAACUCACGAUAACGCAGAACACCUCGGAAUGAUGGAACACAUUUUGGGUACAAUUCCUGCCUCUAUUUGUCAGAAAAGUAAAAAAAGAUAUUUCAAGGACGACAGGUUAGAUUUUGAUAAAAGCGGAUCCUCCGGGCGGUACAUAAAGAAGUACUGCAAAAAGUUCGAUAAAUACCAGAGAGAAGAAUCCACCGCACAUGACGCCUUUUUCGAUCUGCUGAGAGGAAUGCUGAAAUACACCGCAGCGGACAGACUCUCUGCUUCAGACAGCUUAGAACACCGGUUCUUUGACAGACGGUUAUCUCGAGACCGCUGCAGUAGGAGUUACAAGAGCAGAUAACGAAAACUCUGUCUUAACUCUAUCGACUAUCUCUCAACAAAACUUAGUCUCAACUUUGCCUGAAAUGAUGGUCGAGUGCGGCGGCGAGAUUUUAUAGCACGGUUUUUAAGAUGUAUAAGUGGCCAGAAGCAUAACGCGAGUUGGCAGUUCUAGUUGGAACUGAUUGCGGGUUUGAUAGUGCCAUGGGAAAACGGAGAUGUUUGGUGAUGUGUAACGGAACACCUAACGUUGUCACUUAAAGCAUUUGUUUUGAUAUAACAUAUAUUGAAUAUUGGUGGUAAUAUUGACCAGUUUUUAUUAUGUUAGAGUAAUAUUAAGUAGAGUGAGUCAAGUAGAUAUGAUCAGUUUUUAUCAUGUGAAUACAUUAAGUACGUGGGAAAAUGAGGCAGUUGCUUAAUCACCUCAUCUUUACAAACCUUACCUUAUUUUUACAAACAUACCGAUAUUGGAUUGCACCAAAAACACUAUAACAUAGCCGAGAACAUUAUAUUAGUCGAUUUCUGCGCACUGUUUUUUGGUAUUAUCAAUUAUACAAUAUCUUGUGUGUGUAUUUCAAGUAGUUGAUAUAAUAAGUGCGCAGUAAUUUUGAUUUUGCAAAAACAGAGAUCAAAGGAGCGGAUUUAAUCCAAGAGUUGGACUUUUGUCUGGUCUAACGUUCUAUAAAUAUUAUUUACACGAUUAUUUUCUACCGCACCGGGUUAAUAAGUGUACGGUUCAAUGUAUGAAUAUGCCAAACAUUGUUCGGGCUCGGCGAACACGUAUCGGUAAUCGGUAUAUUAGUAUAACGAGUUACCAAUAGGUUUGUUAUGUAUGUAAAUAAGGUUUCUGGAAGAUUUAAUUUAAAAAAUCAAGACAUUAUUGAGAAUAACUGUGGGUGAUUUGACUAAUUACAUGUAUGAUGAAAUAAUUCAUUCGACAUUUUGAUGCAAAUAAUGACCCAUCGGAAGAGAGAUAGAGUAAGGGUACUGGCUUUUCCAACAAAUAUGUAAAAAGUUUUACAAUGACUUUGAUAUAGUUCGAAUUCUAAUACCACCAGUAAUGUCAACACUGACUCUAUGUUAUAGUUACAUUAAAUAGUAAAUUCUGUUUUGUUUGUGAUAUGAUGACUUAUAUUUAUUGUUGGUCUUUCUUAUUCUUAGUUUUUAAUACUAA
Messenger RNA from Bolinopsis microptera, 3251 nucleotides. RefSeq names its product dual specificity protein kinase CLK2-like. Gene Ontology annotation, molecular function: protein serine/threonine kinase activity; ATP binding. The transcript is spliced from 11 exons. The record is from RefSeq and is a predicted model, not a curated record. The coding region runs from base 393 to 2099 and encodes 568 amino acids. NCBI's taxonomy places the organism in Eukaryota, Metazoa, Ctenophora, Tentaculata, Lobata, Bolinopsidae. Gene Ontology annotation, cellular component: nucleus. Gene Ontology annotation, biological process: regulation of RNA splicing; protein phosphorylation.